Aureobasidium pullulans EXF-150 is the source of this 1609-nucleotide messenger RNA. Its product is annotated as general substrate transporter. Lineage: Eukaryota; Fungi; Ascomycota; Dothideomycetes; Dothideales; Saccotheciaceae. Gene Ontology annotation, biological process: carbohydrate transport; transmembrane transport. The coding region runs from base 1 to 1545 and encodes 514 amino acids. Gene Ontology annotation, molecular function: carbohydrate:proton symporter activity. The transcript is spliced from 3 exons. Gene Ontology annotation, cellular component: membrane. The record is from RefSeq and is a predicted model, not a curated record.
AUGGCUCUUCCACCAAAGUGGUAUCAGUUCCUCGUCUCAGUCUUUGCCUCCUUGGGCUCAGUACUUUACGGUUAUGAUCUCGGUGUCAUCGCUGGAGCCAUUGGCUCCAAGUCCUUCAACUGGGAAUUCAACCCCAAUGCCAACGAGACUGGUGCUGUCGUCAGUGUGUUCACUGGUGGUGCCUUCUUCGGCGCAUUCUUCGCCGGCCCCAUUGGUGACAAGCUUGGUAGAAAGAUGACUAUCUUGAUCGGUUCCAUUGUUUUCCUCGUUGGUGGAGCCCUCCAAACUGCUGCACAAAAUCUCCAUUACCUCUAUGCUGGUCGUGCCAUCGCUGGUCUUGGUGUCGGCAUGCUUGUCAUGAUCAUCCCCCUGUACCAAGCCGAAUUGGCUCACCCCAGUAUUCGUGGCCGUGUUACAUCGCUGCAACAGUUCAUGUUGGGUAUCGGUGCUUUCGUUGCAUCCUGGGCCGCCUUCGGUUGCUACACCUCAUACGGAGACCGCGAUAGCAGGCAAUGGAGAAUUCCCUUGGGUAUCCAGAUGCUCCCCGCCGUUUUGCUCGCAGCCCUUAUCCUGUUCUUCCCUGAAUCUCCCAGAUGGCUUCUUUCCAACGGACACACCGAGAAGGGUCUCCAGACUCUCGCCAAGCUCCACUCCCACGGCAACACUCAAGAUCCCUGGGUCGUCGCUGAGUUCGAGUCUAUUCAAGAUGCUGUUACCUACGAGAAAGAGCACGAGGCCAAGUCAUACGCAGAGCUCUUCACCAACAAGUCAAGCUUCCGUCGCUUGUUUAUUGCCGUCGCUCUCCAGGCUUCAGUCCAGAUGACCGGUGUAUCCGUCAUUCAGUACUACAGUGUUGAGAUCUUCGCACAGAUCGGUAUCUCCGGAGACGACACCCUCAAGUACCAGGCCAUCUCUUCCCUUAUCGCUCUGCUGGCACAGUUCUGCUGUCUGAUGCUCAUCGACAAAUUCGGUCGUCGCUGGCCUCUUAUCCUCGGUAACAUCGGUAACGCUCUCUGCUUCAUCGUCGCUACCUGCCUCCUCGCCAAGUUCCCUCCGGAUGCCGAGAACCCAUCAAACUCCAACAAGGGCGCCGGCUGGGGCUUCAUCGUCGUCGGAUGUUGGUUGUACAACUUCUCCUUCUCGGCCACCUGUGGUCCUCUGUCGUGGAUCAUCCCUGCCGAGAUCUUCGACACCAGAACACGUUCCAAGGGUGUCUCCAUCGCCACCAUGGUCUCCUUCGCCUUCAACACCAUGAUCGGUCAAACCACCUCUGUCGCCAUCAAGGCCAUCGGCUGGCAAUGGUACAUUGUCUUCAUCGUGUGUAACUUCACCAACGCCCUUUUCUUCUGGGCCAUCCUUCCCGAGACCGCCGGCCGCCCUCUCGAGGAGAUGAACUUCCUCUUCACAGAAGCUCCUCUGUUUGUUCCUGGAACUGCUGCUGCUGGUCGCAAGGGCUUCGCUACUGGCGAGCUCGAGAGACGUGUCGAGGAGGUCGAGAGAAAGGGUUCUAUUACCAUUCAUCAUGAGGAGACCGAGAAGGUUUAGGAGGUCUUUUGGUGUGAUGUUCUAGAGCCUACGUGUUUAUUACACUGGCUAGAUAAUUUGGACG